This is a messenger RNA of Panicum virgatum (switchgrass), 618 nucleotides long. RefSeq lists its product as uncharacterized. The record is from RefSeq and is a predicted model, not a curated record. NCBI's taxonomy places the organism in Eukaryota, Viridiplantae, Streptophyta, Magnoliopsida, Poales, Poaceae. Bases 1 to 618 code for a protein of 205 amino acids. The transcript has a single exon.
AUGCCGGAGGCGAAGCUGAUCGGGGACAACAUCGUCGGCAGUCUUUGGUUUUCGAGCAGCGAUCGGGAGAGGAGAUUCCUCGCCGAAGCCGGCUCCUCCUUCGGCUUUCCCCUUAUGGAGAAGCGUCUGAUGUCCACCGGAGUGAGCCAAAUUCUUCAAGACGUCGAAGGCCUCUCCUUAAAGGCCUUCGUCGCUUCGCGCUACGCCUCCCGUCAACUCAGGAUUGACAACGAACGAACUUCGCAGUUGGCAAGAAUGGAGGAGCAUGUGGUAGUCCUGGAAAAGGAAAAAACUGCUCUCGAGGAGGCACUCGUUGCUGCACGUGCUGAGGUGAAGAACCAUGCCGAAGCAGCCGAGGCUGCUCGGCGGGACGCACUUGCUGCGGAGAAGGCCAAGGAAAAUGCUGAAAAAGCUAAAGCUGAAGCCGAAGAGGCCCAGAGGGUUGCCGAAGCUCAACGUGCCCAUGGGAAAGAUGUUGUUCAGCGAUGGCGCACCGCUAUCAACUCCUUCGCAGAUUUGGUGCAAACUGACAUUCACGGCCUGCUCGCGAAGUUCACUAUUGACCCUCCGGAGAUAUCGCAAGAGGAGAACGUCGAAGUGGCGGAGCUCUUCCACUAG